Drosophila yakuba is the source of this 1475-nucleotide messenger RNA. It is a transcript of the gene Fer1, whose product is annotated as pancreas transcription factor 1 subunit alpha. The record is from RefSeq and is a predicted model, not a curated record. The transcript has 5 exons. Gene Ontology annotation, biological process: developmental process; regulation of transcription by RNA polymerase II. NCBI's taxonomy places the organism in Eukaryota, Metazoa, Arthropoda, Insecta, Diptera, Drosophilidae. Gene Ontology annotation, molecular function: protein dimerization activity; DNA-binding transcription factor activity, RNA polymerase II-specific; RNA polymerase II transcription regulatory region sequence-specific DNA binding. The coding region runs from base 499 to 1254 and encodes 251 amino acids.
GGCAUUCGCUUCCCGGCAGUCAGAGAGUUCGCAACACGGUUCGCGUUUCGAUGUCAGAGUGCGCGGUACCGUUGCAUCUAUAAGGAUUACUUGGGUGUUGGCCACUGGGAAAUUACUCUAUUAAUUGAAUGUGGAAUGUGAAUGUGGAAAUGUUUACUGCUUAGAUUAUGUGCAAUUUGAAAGAGUACUGCAGUGAACUAUAAAAACCAUAGUAGUUGAGAAGUUAUCGGUGUUAUUGUAUCUAAGUCUAGUCAGAGGAUUAUAGCAAACUCUUGAGUGUUUGGAGAGGCAAAAGUCAAGGACCAACAACACGCGUUUCACUUGUCCAGCUCGCUGCCCCCCCUCCAGGAUCUCGAACCUUGGGACACGUGCUGGUCACGCGUCGCCAAUCUGCGGAUCGGAAGUGUUAGCUUUACCGUUAUGCACUUAGCUGGCAAUUAGGCAGACAAACAGAAGCGCAACAGAUUUACCAACUUCGAGCUCUCCGCUUCAUCGACCAUGUUUUCCAUGGAUAAUUUCGACUUGGAAGCCACGAUGGCGCGCCAUUUCUUUGAGGGAUCACAGGCCACCAACGCCUCUACCUCCAGCUCCGAUUACUUUUUCGGGGACGAGCACAGCUCGGAGAGUGAUGACGAGGACGAUGCCUAUAGCAGUGGGUUCAACAGCGACCAGGAGAACACCGAGAAGACCCGGAGAAGCCACAAGCCCCGACGCUUAAAGUGCGCCUCCCAAAUGGCCCAGCAACGACAGGCGGCCAAUCUCCGAGAGCGCCGCCGGAUGCAGAGCAUCAACGAGGCGUUCGAGGGUCUGCGCACCCACAUUCCCACGUUGCCCUACGAGAAGCGACUGAGCAAGGUCGACACACUCAAGCUGGCCAUAAGCUACAUAACCUUCCUCAGCGAGAUGGUCAAGAAGGAUAAGAACGGGAACGAGCCGGGCUUAAGUCUGCAGCGUAACUACCAGAAGGAGCCGCCCAAGAAAAUUAUCCUCAAGGAUCGCACUGGCGGUGUGGCGCACUCGUUGUCCUGGUACCGCAAGGGGGACCGAUAUCCGGGCAGUAAGCUCUACGCCAGGACCUGGACACCGGAGGACCCACGGGGUCCCCACUCGCAGCCCCUGCCGCUGUACAACAACAGCAACUCGAAUCAAAAUCAAAACAGCAACCAGAGCAGCGACGACUUCAGCGGAAGUGGUGCGGAUAUGUCGGAUCCUGGAGCAACGGCCAGUAUUUUCAGCACCGGCAGUGGAAUGUGAGCAUCAGGAACAAGUCCUGAAAAGAGUCAGAGAGAAUGAGAUUCAUUGGAAAUCGUACUAGUCAAGCCUUGCUAGUCCUGGCAUCAAACACAUAUUAACCAACUUAAUAAUUAUAUAAAGAAAACAUGUUCUGUGGUAUUUAAUUGCUCUAAGUUUGCUAAUAUCUAAAUGUUAUACAUAGUGGUUUAGUUUAAAUCGAAUAAACAUUUCACACAAAUCUA